CCCAAAAACACGGACUAUUGCCAGGCAUGGCGGUUUAUAAAUUUUUUCGUGUCGGUAUCAAAAAACCCGUCCAAUAUUCACGGGUAUUUAUUAACAACGAACCCGACUACCACUACCAAGCCGAACACGAACUAGCCCCGCAUUUUGAACUCGAUAAGGAAAAAAGAUUACGAGUAAAAAAAUCUGCCCGCCAAAAAGCCCAAACCCAAGAACCACCGCUUAAAAACUCUCACUCGCCGAUUGAUUUUAUAAAACUCUGCCUAGCUAAUGCGACCCGAGCCCAAGUCAAAGAAAAUCCCGCCUGA
Molecule: messenger RNA, 305 nt
Organism: Racocetra fulgida
Lineage: Eukaryota; Fungi; Glomeromycota; Glomeromycetes; Diversisporales; Gigasporaceae
Source: the annotation of a GenBank genome assembly